UACAGAAAGUGAGCUGCAGGUUAACACCCAGAGAUAAAACUCUGCUGCAGACAGAAGUAUAAACACAGAGAGCCUGAAUAUCCACCUUCUCUUCAACCGUUAUCUACACACAACGGGACUUUCAGAAACAAACAUGGCGUUCCCUCGGCUAUCUGCCUCCAUGCUGUUGGCUUCAUUGGUCCUUCUCUACUGGACAACGUCCUCAGCUUGGUCACAUGACCCCACAUCCUCCAUCGUCUCACCCCCCUACAGGGUGAAGAGGGCAAUGGCUUCCGGCACCAGAGAGAAAGCAGAUAAAUCUUUGGAAGUGGCUAAUAGCGUCCUGACUGGCAUCAAAGAAGUGAUUGAAAAGAUUGAAAUCAAAAAGUUGUCAGCUGUGAUAAAGAGUCUCUCCAACGUUGCCAUCUUGGCGGCUGUCAUCGGAGAGAUGGUCUUUGCUGCUGUCAACAUUGCCUUGAUCUUCAUCCCUCAGGAAGACGAGGUGCUGUAUGGGUUUGCUGAAGUGAACAGAAAGCUGGACUCUAUCUCCAUCCAGAUCUCCAACCUGGCAACAGACGUAGAAUGGUUUAACUACGCCAGCGUCUACUCUCAAGACGAGCUCCACAUCCUCAACUCCUGGAAGAAGUUCAAUGAGCUUCUUCAGAACAGCAAGUUGGUAACAAAUGAAGAGCAGAAACUCAGACUGGCUGAGAUAUUCACCAACUACUAUGAGAACACAGGAACUGAGGCCAGUGUGGCCAACCUCUAUCAUUACCUAACAGUCAAAGGCACGUCUCUCAGUGGAAACCUCAAUGAACUGCUGAGGAAGAAGUUUAAAUGUGACUUUCAAGAGAUCGGCAAAUAUAACAUCUAUUUCAGCAGUUUGCUGUGGAAGGGGAUGAUGCUGAACCAGUUCUACUGGAAACUAAUCGGGUUGGAUUCAUCAGGUAUAGAAGCUAAACACACCCAGAUGUUCAGUAAAGUUUACACAGCUCAGAUAUCAGCUAUGGAAUACUGCCUGACCAACCACAUGCAGUAUGUGAAGGAAGACGUGGUGGAGAUCAGGAAAGGAUUCAGUGCUGACAACAAAGAAGUCAUCGCUGAUAAGGUGAAAGAGUUUCUGGAUAAGAAGUACAACUGGUACAACUGGGUGGUGCUGGUGUACAACACAGACCAGGCUGAUUAUUACAUACUAUAUAAUCUGACUAAGAUUACAGAGGACACAAUCACCAUCGCUGUGGGAUACACUCUUAUAGCAGAUGAAAGGAAUGAUCACGUUAUCCAAGGAGCUGAUGAAUGCUUUCAAUCAAGUCAAUUAUGUGAAAGUAACACAGCACAAAACUGUAAGUAUACGCCAAAGAACCCUAAUCCAUAUAUGGCCAGCAGUAAGGAAUUGACCUUCACAGAUUACGCUAAAGCGACACAUGCUGCCUAUGGAGAAGAGUUUGCUGUGGCUCCAGCACCCUUUCACCAAAAUGACUGUUGGUGGUAUCGUAGUUAUUAUAGACAGAUUUCCAUCUAUUCCUCCCGGAGGUUGCCUCUCUGCCAAGGUGAAACAUGUAUCACCAAUGGAUGGUGCAAGCGGCUGCUGGACUCCAAUGAAUGGAUGUGUAAUUGUUGGGAGGGUUACUAUGGUAAGAGAUGUGAAGAGAGAAUCCCAAUUGGCAACGCUACAGCAAUUCCUUUACAAGCUGUACCUGACAUCAGCACCAUUGACACAAAACUGAAAAUGAUGGAGAUCAAACUGGAAGAGAUUCUCAAGUCUAUCAAUGAAACAUGUAGUGGCUAAUAGGAGAUAUCUGCAGACCGCUGACAGACAACAGGAAUGAUGACUUACUGCUAACGGACAAACUGACACACAUCAACUGACUGAGCAUCUGAGAACGGCACCAUGAAGGAAGGACAAGUAAACAAUGCUCAUUAAAGACUAAAUUAUGUUCAGGCAACAACUCUAGUCUGUAAAACCUCCUCCCAACAGUGAAGCAUGUCGGGGUCAGAGAUGAGUGAGAUGAUGAGUUGGUCUGUUGUUCUGUCUUCAUUUCCGUGAAUCUGUCCAGCUGAUGUCAACACGACCCAAACAGUCACUAUACUAUACUAUGUACUAUAUACUAUGUACUAUAUACUAUACUAUUCACUAUACAGGAAAUACACCAGGUUUAAAUAUAAUAAUCAGAAUAUUAAUGUCCCAUUUUAUUCUGACUACAAAGUUUAUUUCAGUUUUAAACCAUACAUACAAACCAACCACCAUAGUUGUUUCUUUUGAUUAAUUAAAAGCUUGAAGUUGCUGCAGUCUGUUCCAGCUCAGUGUAACUCUGUUGUUCUUCAUACGACCACCAGAUGGAAAUAAUGGGACAAGAAACUAAUAAAAGAUGUACUGCAUAUCGUUGUCUUUGUACUACUCUGCACAAUGACAAUUAAAUUGAAUCUAAUCUAAUCUAAUAAAAGAUUUAA
This is a messenger RNA of Perca fluviatilis (European perch), 2430 nucleotides long. RefSeq names its product cephalotoxin-like protein. NCBI's taxonomy places the organism in Eukaryota, Metazoa, Chordata, Actinopteri, Perciformes, Percidae. The coding region runs from base 134 to 1768 and encodes 544 amino acids. The transcript has 2 exons. The record is from RefSeq and is a predicted model, not a curated record.